Molecule: messenger RNA, 1452 nt
Organism: Salvelinus sp. IW2-2015
Lineage: Eukaryota; Metazoa; Chordata; Actinopteri; Salmoniformes; Salmonidae
Source: RefSeq, a predicted model, not a curated record
ACAUAGAUGAGUGUGCAGUGAACAGGUUACUGUGUGACAACGGCCUGUGCAGGAACACUCCAGGUAGUUUCACCUGCCACUGUCCCACCGGCUUCCUGUUCCACGCUGAGACGGAUGUCUGCGAAGACAUUGAUGAGUGUGAGUCGAAGCCGUGUGUGAACGGGGACUGUAAGAACAGCCCGGGGUCCUACGUGUGUCUCUGCUCAGCAGGCAGCACGCUGGACGCCUCUGGAACACAGUGUAUAGAGACCAGUAAAGGCACAUGUUGGCUGAAGGUGAUUAACGGACGCUGUGAGAUCAACAUCAACGGAGCCACUCUGAAAUCCCACUGCUGCUCCACACUGGGAGAGGCCUGGGGAAGUCCUUGUGCCAAGUGUGAACCAGGCCUGGGGAAGACCCUGUGCCUUAGUGUCAGAGGGACCAUCUGUGAAGAUGUUAAUGAGUGUGAGGUGUUUCCGGGGGUGUGUAUCAAUGGGAAGUGUGUGAACACCGUGGGUUCCUUCAUCUGCCAGUGUCCCCCUGGGAUGACUGUCGACGCCACCGGACGGACAUGUAUAGACCUGCGUACAGAGCAGUGUUAUCUGAGCCACGAGGAUGAGCGUUGCGGAGCCCCUAUCCCGGGUCGUCACCGUGUGGACGCGUGCUGCUGCUCAGUGGGUGUGGCCUGGGGCCCGGAAUGUGAUGAGUGUCCGGGAAGUUCUCAGGAGUACAGCCAGCUCUGUCCCAGGGGACCCGGCUUCGCUAACAGAGGAGACUUCAUUAAUGGACGGCCCUUCCUCAAAGAUAUAAACGAGUGUAAGAUGAUCCACAGCUUGUGCUCCAAUGGGAAGUGUAGGAACACCAUCGGUAGUUUCCGUUGUCGCUGUGACAACGGCUUCGCUCUGGACUCUGAUGAGAGGAACUGUACAGACAUCGACGAAUGCCGUAUCUCUCCAGACCUGUGUGGUCAGGGCACGUGUGUGAACACAGGUGGGGACUUCGAGUGCGAAUGUUUUGAAGGUUACGAGAGCGGCUUCAUGAUGAUGAAGAACUGCAUGGACAUUGAUGAGUGUGAGCGGAACCCUCUGCUGUGUCGCGGUGGUGAGUGUGUGAACAACGAGGGCAGCUUCCAGUGUGUGUGUCCCGACGGACACGAGAUUGCCCCCGACGGAUCCGCCUGUCUCGAUAUUAAUGAGUGUGAACUGAGUGAAAAGCUGUGUCGGAACGGUCAGUGUGUGAAUAUGAUUGGACGUUACCAGUGUUCCUGUGAUACUGGAUAUAAAUCCACAGAGGACAGACUGGCCUGUGUCGACAUUGAUGAGUGUACGAUCCAGAAUGGAGGUUGUGAGACAUUCUGUACCAACUCAGAGGGGAGCUAUGAGUGCAGCUGUCGCUCUGGAUACGCCCUGAUGCCAGACCUCAGGACCUGCACUGGUCAGUAGGACUGUUAGAUGAUCUCUCUCUGUCUCUCUC